AUGGAGGUGCUGAAGCUGCGCGCUGCAGAGCGCAUCGAUGAGGCAGCCGAGCGGCUGGGGGCCCUGAGCAGCGCGAUCUGGAGCGAGCCCGAGCUGGCCUACGAGGAGCGCCAUGCCCACAGCAUACUGACGCGCUUUUUUGAGCAUGAGCCGCCAGCCGCCGCCUGGACGGUGCAGCCUCACUACGAGCUGCCUACGGCCUUCCGGGCCGAGUGGGAGCCGGCGGGCGGCCCGGAAGCGCCGAGCGCCGGGCCGCGGCCGCUGCACUUGGGCUUCCUCUGCGAGUACGACGCGCUGCCCGGCAUCGGGCACGCCUGCGGCCACAACCUGAUUGCCGAGGUCGGCGCGGCGGCCGCGCUGGGCGUAAAGGGGGCCCUCGAGAGCCUCCUCGGGCCGCCUCCGCCGGUGAAGGUGUUUGUAAUUGUCUUGGGAACACCUGCAGAAGAAGAUGGUGGUGGGAAAAUUGAUUUAAUUGAAGCAGGAGCUUUUAAAAAUCUUGAUGUUGUUUUUAUGGCCCAUCCAUCCCAAGAAAAUGCUGCUUAUCUACCUGAUGUUGCUGAACAUGAUGUGACUGUGAAAUACUAUGGAAAAGCAUCUCAUGCUGCUGCUUAUCCCUGGGAAGGAGUAAAUGCGUUAGAUGCUGCUGUUCUCGCCUACAACAAUCUGUCUGUGUUAAGACAACAAAUGAAACCAACUUGGAGAGUUCAUGGUAUAAUAAAAAAUGGUGGUGUAAAACCCAAUAUCAUUCCCUCUUAUUCUGAAUUAAUCUAUUACAUCCGUGCGCCCUCAAUGAAAGAACUUCCAGUUUUGACCAAAAAGGCAGAAGAUUGCUUCAGAGCGGCAGCUUUGGCUACUGGGUGUACAGUAGAAAUUAAAGGUGGAAAACAUGAUUACUACAAUGUUCUUCCCAAUAAAAGCCUAUGGAAAGCUUAUAUGGAAAAUGGAAAAAAGCUGGGAAUCGACUUCAUUUCAGAAGAUGCAAUGUUGAAUAGCCCAUCAGGAUCUACUGAUUUUGGAAAUGUUUCUUUUGUGGUCCCUGGAAUUCAUCCAUACUUUUACAUCGGCUCUGACGCCCUGAAUCACACUGAACAAUAUACUGAAGCUGCAGGAUCACAAAAAGCUCAGUUCUACACUUUGCGUACAGCCAAAGCUCUGGCAAUGACAGCAUUGGAUGUUAUUUUUAAGCCAGAGUUGCUAGAAAGAAUCAGAGAGGACUUCAAAUUAAAACUUCAAGAAGAAGAGUUCUUAAAUACAGUAAAAUAAAAGGAAGAUUAGGAGCCGCUUAUGAAUCAUUAAGAAGAGUUGAUGACUUUUUGUCUUUGAUAUUUUUAA
Choloepus didactylus (southern two-toed sloth) is the source of this 1332-nucleotide messenger RNA. Its product is annotated as peptidase M20 domain-containing protein 2-like. The record is from RefSeq and is a predicted model, not a curated record. The coding region runs from base 1 to 1263 and encodes 420 amino acids. The transcript has 3 exons. Gene Ontology annotation, molecular function: dipeptidase activity. NCBI's taxonomy places the organism in Eukaryota, Metazoa, Chordata, Mammalia, Pilosa, Megalonychidae.